Messenger RNA from Salvia miltiorrhiza (redroot sage), 2408 nucleotides. Its product is annotated as splicing factor U2af small subunit B-like. Gene Ontology annotation, biological process: mRNA splicing, via spliceosome. The record is from RefSeq and is a predicted model, not a curated record. Bases 199 to 1146 code for a protein of 315 amino acids. The transcript is spliced from 5 exons. Lineage: Eukaryota; Viridiplantae; Streptophyta; Magnoliopsida; Lamiales; Lamiaceae. Gene Ontology annotation, cellular component: U2AF complex; spliceosomal complex. Gene Ontology annotation, molecular function: pre-mRNA 3'-splice site binding; metal ion binding.
ACUUAUCCUUUAACUAUAAAUUUUAUUCAAUCUUCUCUCAGAAUAGAAGUCUCCAGAUAAUAGGCACUUUCUCUGUCUAUCCUCGUUUAUAAGUUUAUAACCCACCCUCUCUCAUCAGCUUCCAUUUCUGUAACCCUAAUCGCGAGGAUCACUCGAUCCAAAUAAAAAAAAUCUUCUCGUUCUGCUUGAAAUUUUGCGAUGGCGGAGCAUUUGGCGUCAAUUUUUGGUACAGAGAAGGACAGGGUGAACUGCCCAUUCUACUUCAAGAUCGGCGCGUGCAGGCACGGCGACCGCUGCUCCCGCCUCCACACGAAACCGAGCAUCAGCCCCACACUCCUGCUCUCCAACAUGUACCAGCGCCCCGACAUGAUUACUCCCGGUGUCGACGCUCAGGGACAGCCGAUCGACCCCAAAAAGAUGCAGGAACACUUCGAGGAUUUUUAUGAAGAUUUGUUUGAGGAGCUUAACAAAUACGGGGAGAUUGAAAGCUUGAAUGUUUGCGACAAUCUAGCUGAUCAUAUGGUUGGCAACGUUUAUGUCCAAUUUAGGGAGGAAGAGCAUGCUGCGAAUGCUCUUAAAAAUCUGACUGGACGGUUCUAUGCAGGGCGCCCCAUCAUUGUUGAUUUCUCUCCUGUGACUGAUUUUCGUGAAGCCACCUGUAGGCAGUAUGAGGAGGAUGCAUGUAACCGUGGUGGCUACUGUAACUUCAUGCAUCUGAAAAGGAUUAGCAGGGAGUUGAGGCACCAAUUAUUUGGGAGGCGUAGGAGUAGACACGGCCAUAGCAGGAGCAGGAGUCCAUAUCGGCACCGUAGCUAUGAUGACCGUUCACAUGGGAGUCGGAGUCAGAGCAGAAGGUAUGAUGACCAUGAUCACCAUGACAGUCGAAGGAGGCGCAAGAGCACAAGUCCAAGAAGUAGGAGGGGUAGAAGCCGAAGUCCAGGUGGCAGGAGGAAUCGUAGUCCUAUUAGGGAAGGAAGUGAAGAGAGGCGUGCUAAGAUUGAGCAGUGGAAUAGGGAGAAGGAAGAAGCAGAACGUGCUAGCAGCAAGGCAAAUACUGGUGGUGAGGACCAUAGAGCUAAAAAUGACCACUACGACAAUGAUGGUGGAAACGAUGAACCAACUCAGCAUAAUGGAUAUGGAUAUUGACGAUAUUAGAACUGGUUUGUUCUCGCUCUCUCUCCACCUUUAUUCUGGAUUUGUUCACAGUGAACAGUUUUCAUUACGAAUGACCUGUCUUAAAAAAUAGCUUACUGCGCAUUUUCCACUGUGCAGGUGGUGUGCAGGUUUUCAAUUCUGUCAUAUGGAACAUGAUAAUUUUUUUUGCUAACUUUAUGUUUCUUAGUUAUCUCUCUUGAUUAUGUCGUGAUUUUUUUUACUUUUUUGCUGAGAGGUGUUGUAUGAUUUUGGGUGUCCACAAAUAUCGCCUUCAGCCCUAAACCUUUUGAAGCCUAGAGCUGUAUUUUUCUUUUUGACUUUUAGUUCCCGCCCGUCUCCUUUAAGUCAAAUUUACCUCCUUGAUCCAUUUAUAUGUUUGUAUGUCAUCUGUGCUAGGAAGCUAUGCUAGCUCUGAUAUAUAUUUCCUAAAAUGGUAUUGGUACUCUUCUAGCUGUGCUCAUGAUUUUGUGUGCACACAACAUCAUUGUCUUGUAUUUCUACAAAAAGUUUUAAUGCAAGUUUCAUAACCUCUCCUACUUUAGGAAUAUCUGUAAUAUUGAUAAACAGUUCAGUGUUUCAUGAGAUUUCAUUUCUUGCAUGUCUAUAUUGGCUAUUGGAGGGUUCUUCAUUAUUUCAGUUGCAUCUUUGCCUCUCAUGACUUCCCAUUACCGACCUUGCUAAUUUGGCCUGUGUCUGCCUUAGUUGUUCCUUGUAAAGCAUUGUGUCUGUGUUUGUGUGUGCAGUCAGGUAUCCUGUAGCCACAAAACAACGAGGCUAGUGAGUUUUCGCAUAUUGUUCCAAUUUUUUUUUCCGAGUAUAUAUAGUUGCAGAUCUCACCCCGAUUUACUAGUUUUGCAGGUCCAGGUACCCUGCUUAGAAAGAUAUUGAGCACAGAUUUUAAUUAUAGGUUACCAUGGAAAUUGUACAGGUAAUUUGGUUGCAGUGACGGAAGCGUUGUAAUUGCAGGGCGACGUCGGCUUGAGGCUCCCGUGGAGGUUGAGUUGUAGAUUCCAAAAUUAUUACUUAAUUUUUUCUUUCUAGGGACAUGCAGAUGCUGUUGGACCGUUGGUUUUCAUUUGGCUAGUUUGAUCCGCUUUCGCCUAUUUUGGUAGAGAACCAAUGUUGUAAUUCUGUAUCUUGUAUCUCUUUCCUCUUUUCUUUUCACAUUUCUGUAGUGUUUUCUAGACUCUGAUAACUACCUAGAAAUGCGUUUCUACGAGAUUAUCAAGGAAUUUACAACAUGAUUCUGAAUA